AUGGGCCUUGUGGAGGGGUGUAAUCCAUCUCCUACAGAUACCAUGGGAGAAGAUGUUCCCGGUGGUGGUGAGGGGAGCUUCAGAGUUAUCCUCUCCUGGAAAAUAAACCUAGUCGAUGUUCCAAAGAUCUUGACUGUGUUUAAGGUUAACAAAACAUUGGAACAAGCGGGGGGGGAACCGAUGUUCUCUACAAGUGGCAGCUUGUCUCAUCCAAACUCUCUGAAAUUCAGUCUUUUCAUCAGAGCAAUGCCUCAGGUCGUAAACAGAACCAUCGCGGUUAUAUUAUAUGCUCAGUUCUUGGGUCGAGCCAAUGAGCUUGUGUCAAUAAUGAACCAAAGCUUAACUGAACUAGAGCUAAAACGUCAAGAUUGUCAGGAAAUGAGCUGGCUUAACACAACAUUGUUUUGGGAAGACCUAUCUGUCGGUACACCGACAAGUAUUCUCUUAGAUAGACCGUCCAGACCGGAAACGUUUUUCAAGACCAAAUCUGAUUAUGUCAAGAAACAAAUCCCUAAAGAAGGAAACAAGAAGCUUUGGAAGUCGAUGUUGGAGUUCAACAAUAAUGUGUAUAUGCAAUGGAACCCUUACGGUGGCGUGAUGGACAAGGUUCCGGUGACCGUCACCCCGUUUCCUCAUCGGAAAGGAAACUUGUUCAAGGUUCAAUAUUAUACGUCAUGGUUGGACGCAAAUGCCACAAUUGGUAGUCCUCUGAAUAUGAUGAAGAAGUACGAGGUUGCGGAACCGUACAUGUCAAGUAACCCGAGAGAGGCGUUUUUGAAUUACAGAGACAUUGAUAUCGGAAGCAAACCGAGUGGUGAAACAAACGUUUAUAUGUAG
Molecule: messenger RNA, 837 nt
Organism: Brassica napus (rape)
Lineage: Eukaryota; Viridiplantae; Streptophyta; Magnoliopsida; Brassicales; Brassicaceae
Product: berberine bridge enzyme-like 4
Exons: 1
Coding region: 1-837 (278 amino acids)
Source: RefSeq, a predicted model, not a curated record